Molecule: messenger RNA, 417 nt
Organism: Adineta ricciae
Lineage: Eukaryota; Metazoa; Rotifera; Eurotatoria; Adinetida; Adinetidae
Source: the annotation of a GenBank genome assembly
AUGACAGCGUUGUUUUUUGGAUUUUGGCAGUAUGCGGUCAUGCAUUUUAUUGCAGCUCGAUACGUGUGUUUAGUGAUUUUGUCGGAUUGGUUCGGUUUUGUUAGCUUCCGAGAGGUUGUGGUUCGUUGGAAUGUUACGGAAGUUGUUGAUGGGAUUCCCCACUUUUCCGUUUGGGUAGUGCCGGAAUCGGGCGGAUUUCAACCGGUUGAAUCCGAUCUGGAAUCUUGCUUCCAUGAAAUUUGCUCAUCAAGAACUUCGAGAACAUCGAUAUUUCUGGAUUGCGUUCGGGAUAUUGUCAUUCGCUACGGGCGUGGUAUGGUCUAUUGCAUUUUACGCAUGGUCCUCCUAUUGGGAAGAGAAGCGAAUUGUUGUCGCUUAGAACCAACGAAACAAACUUUUGGUACAACUGCAGUUUAG